This is a messenger RNA of Indicator indicator, 1248 nucleotides long. RefSeq names its product G protein-coupled receptor 63 (gene GPR63). Gene Ontology annotation, biological process: G protein-coupled receptor signaling pathway. The coding region runs from base 1 to 1248 and encodes 415 amino acids. The record is from RefSeq and is a predicted model, not a curated record. Gene Ontology annotation, cellular component: membrane. Lineage: Eukaryota; Metazoa; Chordata; Aves; Piciformes; Indicatoridae. Gene Ontology annotation, molecular function: G protein-coupled receptor activity. The transcript has a single exon.
AUGGUUUUCUCCCCAGUGUUGACACUGGCCCACUCUGGGACCUCCAAUGUUACUUUUAUUGUUUAUGAAAAUGCCUAUAUGAAUUUUACCACUCCGGAGUCCCUGCUUCGUAGUGGCACAGCACCACCACUGAGAUAUGUGCUCCCCACUGAGGGAGGUGCUUUGCUGGUGACCACCACAGCUGUCCUGCCAUCACAAGAGGUUUUCAGGAGCUUGAGUUUGCCCCUCCAGAUCAUUCUUUCUGCUGCUAUGAUAUUUAUCCUGUUGGUUUCUUUCUUCGGUAACUUUGUUGUCUGCCUCAUGGUCUACCAGAAGGCAGCAAUGAGAUCUGCAAUUAACAUCCUCUUGGCAAGCCUGGCUUUUGCAGACAUGCUGCUGGCAGUGCUGAAUAUGCCUUUUGCUCUGGUAACAAUCAUUACCACUCAGUGGAUUUUUGGGGAUAUAGUCUGCAGAGUCUCUGCCAUGUUCUUCUGGCUUUUUGUCAUCGAGGGGGUAGCCAUUCUGCUUAUUAUUAGUAUCGACCGAUUCCUUAUCAUAGUUCAGAGGCAAGAUAAGCUGAACCCUUGCCGUGCAAAGGUCCUCAUCGUGAUUUCCUGGGCAGCAUCCUUCGUCGUUGCUUUUCCCUUGUCAGUAGGGAAUCCAAACCUGCAGAUCCCCUCGAGAGCACCUCAGUGUGUUUUUGGCUACUCCCCGAGCCCAGGGUACCGAGCCUAUGUUAUAGUUAUUUUGCUGAUUUCUUUUUUCAUCCCCUUCCUGGUGAUGCUCUACUCUUUCAUGGGCAUACUCAACACCGUCCGCCACAACGCGGUUCGUAUCCAUAGCCACCCUGACAGCAUAUGCCUCAGCCAGGCCAGCAAACUUGGUCUCAUGAGCUUACAGAGACCUUUUCAGAUGAAUAUUGAUAUGAGCUUUAAAACUCGUGCCUUCACAACCAUCCUGAUUUUGUUCCUUGUCUUCAUAGUCUGCUGGGCACCCUUCACCACUUACAGCCUUAUUGCCACGUUCAACAGCCACUUCUACUACAAGCACAACUUUUUUGAGAUAAGCACUUGGCUCCUUUGGCUCUGCUACCUCAAGUCUGCACUGAACCCACUUAUUUACUACUGGAGGAUUAAGAAGUUCCACGAUGCAUGCUUGGACCUGAUGCCCAAAUACUUCAAAUUCCUGCCACAGCUCCCUGGCCACACGAGGCGACGCAUCCGGCCCAGCGCCAUCUAUGUGUGUGGGGAGCACCGGUCGGUGGUGUAA